AUGGCUACCAAUUUCAGGAAUUCUGGCUCAGGCAGCCAAUACAGCAACACACACGGAACUCAGAACAAUAACUCUGGCUCUUGGAAUCAAUUCAACGCAAAUACCAUCAAUUACAAUGCUCAGAACCAAAGCGAUUCCAAACUCCUCGCCGAUUUGCGCGUCACUGAUCCACGCGACGACAAAAGACGUAUCGAGCGCAGAAAGGGCGGGCUCCUACGCGAUUCAUACUGCUGGAUUCUCGACCACAAGGCCUUUGUCCGAUGGCAGACCGAUACGCAGAGCUCGCUUCUCUGGAUAAGAGGCGACCCUGGUAAGGGCAAAACGAUGCUUAUUUGCAGCAUCAUUGACGAACUACCUGCACGCAUGCCAGGAUGGGAGACGAUCUACUUCUUUUGCGAAGCGACAGAUUCGCGUCUCAACAACGCGACAGCCGUACUGCGCAGCCUUCUGUAUCUGUUACUCAGAAAGAGGCCUUCUCUUUCUAGAUUCAUACGCGAAGAGCAUGAGCAUGCGGGAAAGCGACUGUUUGAAGACGCUAACGGCUGGGACUUUUUGAGUAUAACAUUCAGCAACAUCCUGCAAGAUGGCGGCCUCGAUGGCUUUAUCCUUGUUAUCGACGCACUAGACGAGUGUACGGCAGGCCUUGAUCAGCUCCUCGACUUUAUCGUUGGUUUGUUUCCGUUUCACGUUAAGGUCAUCGCUUCAAGCCGUAAUUGGCUAAGCAUCGAAGAAACUAUGGCGACUAUCUCGGAUCGAGCAUGUAUCAGUCUAGAGCUAAACCAGACGUCGGUCUCGGCAGCUGUGAACCGAUACAUUCGUCAUCAGGUGGACAAAUUAGCACGCCUCAAGAGAUACGACAGUACCACCCGGGAUGAGGUUUACGACUACUUGAGCUCAAAAGCAGACGAUACGUUCCUUUGGGUUGCUUUGGUCACCGAACAACUCAGGAAACCCGGUGUCUCUAGACGGCAUGCCCGGAUGAAACUAGAAGAAUUCCCUCAGCACUUAGACGCCUUGUAUAACCGAAUGUUGGCCAGGACUUGGGAAUCGAUGGAUAGGGAUCUUUGCAGACGAAUCCUGGCGGUUGCUUCAAUUGUUUGUCGGCCCGUCACCUUGCUGGAAUUACUAUCCCUAGCAGGGUUGACAGAGCGCCGCAUUGAUUUGGAGACCCUGAAAGAGAUUGUUGGAGAAUGUGGUUGCCUUCUGACUGUAAAAGACGACGUCGUCUAUUUCGUUCAUCAGUCGGCGAAAGACUUUCUGUUUCGGCACGCUCUAGCGGACACCAUGCCCCUCGGUAUUCAUCGAGAACACAACCUCCUCUUGUCAAGAUCACUAGAGGUUAUGUCCAAAACCUGCCGUCGGAAUAUCUACAAUCUCAAGGAGCCCGGGGCAUCCGUUGAAAACAUUCGCACUCCAGUGCCCGACCCCCUAGAACCGGCCAGAUACGCAUGUGUUUACUGGGCCGAGCAUAUUGACGACGGAGGGCACAUGCCGCAACUCCAGUACCGACAAGUUUACGAGUUUCUCAAGAAACACUUCUUACAUUGGGCAGAAGCCCUAAGUCUACUGCGAAGUGUGUCCGGUGGAAUAACAAGCCUCCUCAAACUUACCCAGGUAUUCUCCAAGAUCACAAAAUAA
This is a messenger RNA of Colletotrichum aenigma, 1638 nucleotides long. RefSeq names its product Vegetative incompatibility protein HET-E-1. Bases 1 to 1638 code for a protein of 545 amino acids. The record is from RefSeq and is a predicted model, not a curated record. NCBI's taxonomy places the organism in Eukaryota, Fungi, Ascomycota, Sordariomycetes, Glomerellales, Glomerellaceae. The transcript has 2 exons.